Encephalitozoon cuniculi GB-M1 is the source of this 279-nucleotide messenger RNA. RefSeq names its product E3 ubiquitin-protein ligase RAD18. The record is from RefSeq and is marked provisional. Bases 1 to 279 code for a protein of 92 amino acids. Gene Ontology annotation, molecular function: metal ion binding. The transcript has a single exon. NCBI's taxonomy places the organism in Eukaryota, Fungi, Microsporidia, Unikaryonidae.
AUGGACUUGUGCAGGAUAUGCGAUUGCAGAAUAUCGAUAAGAUGCGAGACGACGUGUGGACACGGCUUCUGCUACCUAUGCAUCAAGAGGCAUCUGGGGACCCAGGAUUUCUGUCCUGUGUGCAGGGAAGACCCCUGCUUUGUAAGAGAGCCGGGAUCCUCUGGCAGCAGAUGGGAUAACGAGGGACAUGCAAGAAACGGAGACCUUGAUCGCAAGGUUCUCGAGAGUCUGUGCAGGCUGAAGAGGUAUAUAAAGGAGGAGAGGGUGUGCAGAUGGUAG